UUCUCUCUCUCCCCCUCUCGCUGUCACGGUGAGCCCAGGGCGAGAGAAAAACGAGCGUUCCUUCUUUGACCGGUACAACCCAUAUAACCAAUAUCCUUCUUAGUGGGUUCUCAGCUCUCUAAUUUUCUGCAACCCUUGAAGAAGAUCUACCUCUCAUCACACAGUUGUUUAUCUGGUUCUUGCGAAUGGGAAUAUAUUUUGUGGUCGAUUUAUGAUGUUGGAGGUUCACAUACUAGUUUGUAAAGAUGCCGAACAUACCAGUCAACAAUUGAAGAAAGUUAUUGUCAUUUAGGUCGGUGUAGUUUAUGGCUGGUGCACUAGCGAGCAUGAGGUUGAAUUACAGACCUGUUAUUGCAUCUAUCUUUGGCUGCUUUUUAUUGAGUAGCAGUCUUUGUUAUUGUAUUCAGAGUGACAUUGACUGUCUAAAAUCUGUAAGGGAGUCUUUGGAAGAUCCUCUAGGUUACUUAGAUUCUUGGAAUUUUAAUAAUAAAACCGAAGGUUUCAUCUGUAGAUUUAUUGGGGUUGACUGCUGGCAUCCCGAUGAGAAUAAGGUUCUGAAUAUCCGGCUUUCAAACAUGGAGCUCGGGGGAAAGUUUCCGGUUGGUCUUCAUAUGUGUGAAGCUAUGACAGGGUUAGAUCUUUCGAGCAAUAAGAUCAAUGGGUCUAUUCCGGCUAACAUCUCCAAAAUCGUCGGUUAUUUGACUACCCUUGAUCUCUCCUCCAACAGAUUUUCAGGAGAGAUCCCUUUGAACCUUGCGAAUUGCACAUACCUGAAUGUUAUUAAACUCGACAACAACCAGUUGACGGGUCAAAUUCCCCUACAAAUUGGUCAGCUUGCUCGAAUGAAGGACUUUAGUGUAGCAAAUAAUCGUUUGAUUGGGCAAGUUCCACAGUUUGGUAACUACAGUGUUCCUGCCGAAAACUAUGCCAAUAAUUUAGGGCUCUGUGGUGCUCCUUUGGACAAAUGCAAGGCUCCAUCAAAGAAAACAAGCUCCGGAGUCAUUGCUGGUGCCGCUGUUGGUGGGGUGAGUCUCGGCAUUAUAGGCUUGGCUGUUGCCAUGUACUUCAUCUUUCGUAGGGCGUCCCGGAAGAGGAAGGAAGACGAUCCGGAUGGUAAUAAAUGGGCAAAGAGUAUUAAGGGCGCCAAGGCCAUCAAGCUUUCUAUGUUCGAGAAGUCUGUUUCAAAAAUGAGAUUAAGCGAUCUCAUGCAGGCGACUGACAACUUCCACAAGUGCAACAUCAUCGGGUCUGGAAGAACAGGGACUUUUUACAAGGCGGUGCUUGCAGAUGGCACGUCUCUCAUGGUUAAGAGAUUGCAAAAUACUCAGCACUCGGAAAAAGAAUUUGAAUCCGAGAUGGCGACUCUCGGAGCUGUGAGGCACCGGAACAUGGUUCCUCUUUUAGGAUAUUGCAUGGCUAAGCAAGAAAGGCUGCUGGUCUACAAGUACAUGUCAAAUGGAACUCUUAACAAUAAGUUGCAUUUUCUGAAUGAAGGAGAGGAGCCGUUAGAUUGGACUUUGAGGCUAAAAAUCGGGAUUGGGGCAGCCAAAGGAUUUGCUUGGCUUCACCACAGCUGCAAUCCCCGGAUUCUCCACCGAAACAUCAGCUCUAAAUGCAUCUUAUUGGACGCUGAUUUCGAACCCAAGAUAUCUGAUUUUGGGCUCGCAAGGCUCAUGAACCCGGUUGACACUCAUUUGAGCACAUUUGUGAACGGUGAAUUCGGGGACUUGGGUUAUGUUGCUCCCGAGUAUGCACGAACAUUGGUUGCCACGCCAAAAGGAGAUGUUUACAGCUUUGGCGUAGUACUGCUCGAGUUGGUUACUGGCGAGAGGCCUACCUACGCGAGCAAGGCCCCCGAGAGCUUCAAGGGAAGUUUGGUGGAAUGGAUCACCAUUCUUUCCGGUGAAUCCAAACUUCAAGAUUCAAUCGACAAAUCUUUGAUCGGAAAGGGCUAUGAUGCCGAGGUUCUCCAGGUUCUCAAGGUCGCCUGUCGCUGUGUGCUGCCAGCUGUCCCGAAGGAGAGGCCCUCAAUGUAUGAAGUGUACCAGCUUCUGAGAGCCAUUGGAGAGCAUUACCAUUUCACAACAGAUGAUGAUAUUUUGUUGUUGCCCACAGAGACCGAAGACGGUUUUCAACUAGAAGAACUGAUCGUUGCCCGAGAGACAUAACUGCUUGUUGAAAAAGGUAAGUAAAGACAGUAGUAGUAACUGGAUGGAACCAUAUAAUGUAUGUAAUUAUGUGUUACAGAUGCUCCUAAAAUAAUUCCUUAGAUCGCGAACAAUUUUCUGUAAUUUUUGGUUUUUUCAUUCCACUCAAAUUUUUAUACUACACUACUUUGUCAAUCUAUUCAGGUUAUGAUUUAUGGUAUAUGUGUUAUGUUCCCCACA
Molecule: messenger RNA, 2387 nt
Organism: Ipomoea triloba (trilobed morning glory)
Lineage: Eukaryota; Viridiplantae; Streptophyta; Magnoliopsida; Solanales; Convolvulaceae
Product: probably inactive leucine-rich repeat receptor-like protein kinase At5g48380
Exons: 3
Coding region: 306-2168 (620 amino acids)
Biological process (GO): protein phosphorylation
Molecular function (GO): ATP binding; protein kinase activity; protein binding
Source: RefSeq, a predicted model, not a curated record